Messenger RNA from Suncus etruscus (white-toothed pygmy shrew), 2634 nucleotides. RefSeq names its product F-box and leucine rich repeat protein 7 (gene FBXL7). Gene Ontology annotation, cellular component: SCF ubiquitin ligase complex. Gene Ontology annotation, biological process: SCF-dependent proteasomal ubiquitin-dependent protein catabolic process. The record is from RefSeq and is a predicted model, not a curated record. Gene Ontology annotation, molecular function: protein binding. NCBI's taxonomy places the organism in Eukaryota, Metazoa, Chordata, Mammalia, Eulipotyphla, Soricidae. Bases 369 to 1844 code for a protein of 491 amino acids. The transcript is spliced from 4 exons.
CCGUGCGCGCUUGGCGAGCUGCGCGCACCUCUUGGGAAGGGAGGGCAGAUCGGGGCGCGCGCAAAUGGGGACCCCGCGGCGACAGCUCGGAGAGCCUCGGGGCUACCCCGGAGCGCCCGCUAGCCCCCAAUAACAGCUUCUGAUCGCGCCUGGCUUGGCACCUCCGAUCCCGGCUCCACCCAGGACGCACGGCGUGCACCGAGCCCCCUUCCUCCCUUUCCGUCUCUCAGUGCUCGGGUCGCUGAUCGGGGACCCCCUGCACCCUUGGAGUUGGGCGAUGCGCAGCUAACGGUCCCGUCGGGCGGGCUGACCUCGGUGCGCCCCAGCGAUGCAGUGUCCUGGGAGACGGCGGGCAUGACGGCGGCACGAUGGGCGCGAACAAUGGCAAACAGUACGGCAGUGAGGGCAAAGGCAGCUCAAGCAUCUCAUCCGACGUGAGCUCAAGCACGGAUCAUACACCAACUCAGGCCCAGAAGAAUGUGGCGACCAGCGAAGAUUCCGACCUGAGCAUGCGCACACUGAGCACGCCCAGCCCAGCUCUCAUCUGCCCACCGACCCUGCCCGGCUUUCAGAAUGGAAGGGGCUCAUCCACCUCCUCAUCGUCCAUCACCGGGGAGACCGUGGCCUUGGUCCAUUCCCCACCCCCAACUCGCCUCACGCACCCACUCAUCCGGCUGGCUUCCAGGGCCCAGAAGGAGCAGGCCAACAUCGAGAGGCUGCCUGACCCGUCCAUGGUGCACAUCUUCUCCUUCCUGCCCACCAACCAGCUGUGUCGCUGUGCCCGGGUGUGUCGCCGCUGGUACAACCUGGCAUGGGACCCGCACCUCUGGAGGACUAUCCGCCUGACGGGUGAGACCAUCAACGUGGAUCGCGCCCUCAAGGUGCUCACCCGCAGACUGUGUCAGGACACCCCUAAUGUCUGUCUCAUGCUGGAAACGGUCAUUGUCAGUGGCUGCCGGCGACUCACGGACCGAGGGCUUUACACCAUUGCUCAGUGCUGCCCAGAGCUGCGGCGCCUGGAGGUGUCAGGCUGCUACAAUAUCUCCAACGAGGCCGUCUUUGACGUGGUGUCGCUCUGCCCCAACCUGGAGCACCUGGAUGUGUCAGGAUGCUCCAAAGUGACGUGCAUCAGCCUGACUCGAGAGGCUUCCAUCAAACUCUCCCCGCUGCACGGAAAACAGAUUUCCAUCCGCUACCUGGACAUGACCGAUUGCUUCGUGUUGGAGGACGAGGGCCUGCACACCAUCGCGGCACACUGCACGCAGCUCACGCAUCUCUACCUGCGGCGUUGUGUGCGCCUCACAGACGAAGGCCUGCGCUACCUGAUGAUCUACUGCCCGUCCAUCAAGGAGCUGAGUGUCAGCGACUGUCGCUUUGUCAGCGACUUUGGCCUGCGAGAGAUCGCCAAGCUCGAGGGCCGCCUGCGCUAUCUGAGCAUCGCGCACUGUGGCCGGGUCACCGACGUGGGCAUCCGUUAUGUAGCCAAGUACUGCAGCAAACUGCGCUACCUCAACGCCAGGGGCUGCGAGGGCCUCACGGACCAUGGCGUGGAGUACCUGGCCAAGAACUGCCCCAAGCUCAAGUCGCUGGACAUUGGCAAAUGCCCGCUGGUCUCCGACACCGGCCUGGAGUGCCUGGCCCUAAACUGCUUUAACCUCAAGCGACUCAGCCUCAAGUCUUGCGAGAGCGUCACAGGCCAGGGCUUGCAGAUCGUGGCCGCCAAUUGCUUCGACCUGCAGAUGCUGAACGUGCAGGACUGCGAGGUGUCGGUGGAGGCCUUGCGGUUUGUCAAGCGCCACUGCAAGCGAUGUGUGAUCGAACACACCAACCCGGCCUUCUUCUGAAAGCUCGGGGCACCCCCACGAUGAACACCAACCCAAACCCCAAUGCAAUGAGUCUUUGUGCUUUGGUUUUCUUUUUUUCAGCUAUCGCUGGAGGUACUGCAACACCCACCCAAGUCUACCAUCACACUCGGAUUUGCUUCUUUUCUUCCAGGAAGGCUCUUAGGAAUCUAGCUUUAGUUUUAUCCUCCGUUCUUAUGGGCCAUAGAGGUGGGAGGAAGGAAAUGGCAGAAGGGGGACUAGUUGCAAUGACAGUCCAUGAAUGCUUUGAUGGUGAUUUAUUUUUAAUGCCAAGUCUCUUGUAGACAGUUGCAAUGCACCUGAGAUUCAUCUCAGCAGAAUGUUGGCAAUGUGAGGAAUGCCCUGCCCAUCUUUAUCUGACAAGCUGCACUCAGCCCAGAGCUCUCUAUGUCUGCCCUUCCUCUUCCUAUCUCUCCUCUGCCUCUUCAAACAGCACCAAGAAAUCCACCCAAUAGCACUGGUCAGACCCCACACUUUAACCUGCUUGUCUGGCUAAACAGUUCUCUGCAGUGUCAUAUGCCUGGCUAAUUCUGGAGAUGGAUGUAGUUGAGAGUGCUUCUUUAUCAAGUGCUUCUGAAGGCUCUUAAGGAAGUGCUUUGCCUCAGCAGCACAGGGGAGAGGCACCAGCCUUCUGUCCCCCACCACCCCUUGUCCUGCCUUCCCACCGCCUUUUCCCCAAAUCGCCCAUUAACCAGUUGCUUUGCUUAGACAGGGCUCUUUAUCUCUCUGGGCUUGGGCUUCUGGCACUGAAUCUAAGCCGGCCAGCUGGAGA